Phyllopteryx taeniolatus (common seadragon) is the source of this 1384-nucleotide messenger RNA. RefSeq lists its product as uncharacterized. Bases 364 to 1287 code for a protein of 307 amino acids. The transcript is spliced from 5 exons. Lineage: Eukaryota; Metazoa; Chordata; Actinopteri; Syngnathiformes; Syngnathidae. The record is from RefSeq and is a predicted model, not a curated record.
CACUAAAGUCACUUUCGGAACUGUGUUUUAUCAUUUUAAUUUCAUUUUUUUUGAGUUUUGAACAUUAACAUUUCAUAUUGUGUUCAUGUCCUCAACAGAUUAAAGUCAAAAUAUCCAUUUUGGAGUUCAACUUCGCUUGUCUUAUGUUGUGUAUCUGUUUGAAUAGCGAGCAGUCAAGUUGUCUAUGUGGCUGUUGAGCAGUCUGCGUCCGUGUGAAAGUGACGGUCUUCGCCGAGGUUUCACUCGGUGCCAUAAGUGUCCGGCCCCCUGAUGUGGCAAAAUAGUGAGUCUCCGCCCCUUUGGGUCUUCACUGUCGCAUCGUCCCCCCGAGGCUACAGAGCCAACUGAAGAGGAAAAGCUGGGAUGGUUGCCGGUGGCCUGCGGUACUUCCUGUGCUACGGCAGCGCGUGGCUCCUGCUGGCGAGCCUCCACGAAGCGCCCGGAUGCCAACGUGUCGUCCAUCGACGAGCCGGUGACACGGUGGAGCUCCCAUCGCGUUUACCCGGCGACGACAUCACCUUCGCCCACUGGAACUACCAAGGCAGGAAAGUGGCGUCCGCGGACGACGAGGAUGGCGCCACGGAGGCGGGCCGCUUCACCGGAAGACUGCAGCUCAACCGCCGUAACUUCAGUCUGACGCUGAGGGCCGUGACUCGAGAGGACUCGGGCGUCUUCAGCUUCGUGUCGGCGGUCAACGACAGCCAGCGAGAGACCGUGUGUAUCACCCUGCGAGUUCACGAGCCCAUAAUGGCGACACCCACGGUGACCGUCAACUCCACGUGGUGCGCCGCCAACCACUCGUGCAGCGUUAUGCUGCGCUGCAGUGCCCCCGCUGGCGGGGGGCCGGUGGAGUACAAGUGGCGCGUGGGGAACAGAAGCCUGAGCGGCGCGUUGUUCUGGAUCAGCGUGCCACCACAGGAUGCCGCCGCUGAGAUCAUGUGCACCGUCUUCAACGCCGUGAGCAACAAGUCCGCCUCCGCCUCCGUGACGUGCACCAACAACACUUCCUUCAGCGCGUCGGCGACAGAGGCACCGAGCUUUGGAGUCAUGGUUGGCGUGGCGGCGGCAGCUCUUUGUCUGCUCAUCACGGCGGCCGCCGUCGCCGCAGCCGCCUGUCGCCGCAGGUGCCGGCAAACACGCUGGAAAUCGGAGGACACGACGGUCUACGCAUACAUUUCCGAGGCGGCGCAAGAGCGCGCGAGUGCGCACGCUGCGGACCCGUCCUCGCCGAUGCUAUACGACAAGAUCCGGCUGGACCGCAUGGCCGUGCAAGACCACGCCCCCUAGAGCGACAUUUUAUGGAGGCUGGCAGAGCGGUACCUCCAAUAUACAAUUUGAAAAAAAAAAACACUGUUUUUAAAAAAAUAAAAUAAAAUAUUCUACA